Molecule: messenger RNA, 1320 nt
Organism: Lithohypha guttulata
Lineage: Eukaryota; Fungi; Ascomycota; Eurotiomycetes; Chaetothyriales; Trichomeriaceae
Exons: 2
Coding region: 1-1320 (439 amino acids)
Source: RefSeq, a predicted model, not a curated record
AUGACUGCAUAUCCUAAUCCUCGAUCAAAGUGGGACGUACACAACCCAAAUUCUCGGGCUGGACAGGUGUUUGUUACCAGUUUCAGAAAGAUCUACAACCCCGUUGGAUUUCGCAAGGGCUACAACUUUCCAUUGUUCCUUAUCGGUGUGGGAGGAUUGAUGGGCUUUGUGCUCAGUCGAAUGAUGUACCUCAACUGGGCCACUUUCUCUGCUGUAAGCACUCUCCCAUCUGGUGUCAGCACCAUAACGGCAGCAUCAUGUCUCUACUCGUUGCAAGAAGACAUACUCUUUACUGUUAGCUUUCCUGUUGGUGCGUGUACUGACUUGGACCAGGAAGCGAUUCCAGGGGAAUUCUACUACUACCGAGCUGGCCGUCACAAGAUCGGUAUCCUUCUCCAUCUUGCAGGAAUUCUCCCCGGUGGGUUCCUUGCCUGUCUGCAAUUUAUACCCGUCAUCCGACACAAAGCAGUCCUGUUCCACCGUAUCAACGGGUACGCCACGAUACUCCUUCUCCUUAUCGCCAACGCAGGUGCCUUCAUGAUUGCAGACCACUCCCUUGGUGGCUCUCCAGACAUGCAGGUCUGGGUUGGCCUCCUUGGUACUAUGAUUACUAUAGGCGUCGUACUGGCGUAUGUCAACAUCAAGAGACUACAAAUCGACCAACACAGAGCUUGGAUGUUAAGAGUCUGGACCUGGGCUGCAGCAAUCAUCACCCUCAGACUGAUAAUGAUGGCUGGCCAGUAUGUGGUCGUCAAGUAUGGUUACGUAUAUCAUAUCAGCAUCAGAUGUUCCGAAGUUUUCUACAUGUACGCCCAUUACGGCGUUCCCGACGAAGGCAAUCCAACAGCGAUGCUAUACCCAUCCUGCCUCAACCCCCUCGACCUCACCACCGGCGUCCCCAAUCCAGAAAUCACCAUCAACCCCGCCACCAACACCGGCACAUUCGUCAGCGUCAGCACCAUUGGCGAAGGCCCGGAGAACUCAGCCGCCCUGCUCCGCCACCUGUUCAUCAUGGCCGCCUGGCUGGCAACACUCAUCCAUGCCAUCGUUAUCGAGGUCUACCUCUGGCUCACGCCGGCAGAACACUACCGCCUCCGUAAUGUGAGUUACCAGCGCCAAGUCGAGGCAGGAAUGAGACCUAAGGGCCGUUUGAGGGAUGCUGGAUUGACGGGGGCGACUAUUGGCGAUGCGCCGGAGUGGUGGUCUGUUCCUAGGGAGGACUUUGAAGAGGCGCAGAGUAUGGAUAUGCAGACGAAUAUUAAGAGGGUGGUGAGUGAGGGACGCGCUGAGGUGGGGAGUGAUGCCAGUGUGUCUAACUAG